AUGGAAGAAGUUCAAGAGAUCAGAGAAAACUAUGAUGACAAGCAGGUGGUCACAGAGAUCUUGGCAAGGUGUUUCACUCCAACUCUGAUAACAACCACUGCCUGGGAAGGUUUUCAUUUUGUUGGUCAUGAGAUUCGGAUUACUGAAGCCAUGGACUGUUACGGUGCUGUUGUUUGGCCAUCGGCCCUUGUUCUGUGCUAUUUCCUGGAAACAAAUGCAAAGCAGUAUAACAUGAUUGACAAAAAUGUGAUUGAAAUUGGAGCUGGAACAGGGCUGGUCUCCAUUGUGGCAAGUUUACUUGGUGCUCAUGUGACUGCCACAGAUUUACCUGAAUUACUUGGAAACCUACAGUAUAACAUUUCCCGAAACACCAAGAUGAAAAGCAAGCAUUUGCCUCAGGUUAAAGAACUUUCCUGGGGAGUAGAUUUAGAUAAAAACUUCCCCAGGUCUUCCAAUAAUUUUGACUAUAUCCUGGCAGCGGAUGUGGUCUAUGCUCAUCCUUUCUUGGAAGAACUCCUUGUUACCUUUGACCAUCUGUGCAAAGAAACCACCAUCAUCCUCUGGGUCAUGAAAUUCAGGUUGGAGAAAGAAAAUAAAUUUGUAGGUAGAUUUAAGGAGUUGUUUGACCUAGAGGAAAUUUCCAGUUUCCCUAGCCUGGAUAUUAAGUUGUAUAAAGCUAUGAAGAAAAAUCGAAGAAGUGCAUGAUGAUGUCCUGAUUGAGGACAUGGAAGCGCUAAGGCAAUUUCCAGCCAAUUAUCACUUUAAAGAAAACCCUAAAUAAUUGGAUGUAUCACUGACUUUCCCAAAGGGAAACACACACACACACACACACACACACACACACACACACACACACACACACACACUGCUAUGAGGAUAGAAAAUAGUUUACCAAAUUUGCCUUACCCCAGACAGAGAUUUUCCCAGACACAGCACAUGGAUCUGCAGGAAUUGAGGUAACUUGCUCCCAGUCUAUUUCCAUCAGCAUUCGGGGCCACACUCUACUUACAUGGUAAUGGGAACUCCUGGCAAAGUCACACUGCACAGCUCCUGUCUGCUCU
Microcebus murinus (gray mouse lemur) is the source of this 1061-nucleotide messenger RNA. Its product is annotated as putative methyltransferase-like protein 21E. Lineage: Eukaryota; Metazoa; Chordata; Mammalia; Primates; Cheirogaleidae. The record is from RefSeq and is a predicted model, not a curated record.